AUGCCAGAUGUUGAUGAUCCCCUGGUGCCAGAAAUCGCGCAGAAAUAUAUAGAAGACUAUGAAGGAUAUGUCAAGAACGCGAAGUCAUAUACGGAACGCUUUGCCACAGCUAUCCGGCCACCGGAUGACGACCUCUUUUUCCCAGAGAAAGAAGAAUUCGAUCAAAGUCCAGCGCCUCCGAGAACAAUCACAAGCUCUCCAAACACGUCGGCGGCAUCCUAUAUCGGCUCAAUGGAUACCGCCUCAGAAACAGCAUUUACUUCUCCAGGUGCAAGCCUAACAUCAGAUCAAACUAUCUCGGCGAUACCUACCAUAAAUCCGUUGAUUGAGCACAUUUCUGAGCCCUCAGUCUCACGAAAAUGGUCUCUUUUUAAACCUAAAUCGGAUGUAGAUCAUGUGAGAAGUAACGAUGAUUUGGUGGCAUUGGUACGGAAAACUCGACUCCGGAUGGGAUCGCAACUCCCUCUAGCCAAUGAACCAACAGAAUUGGACAUUGAGUUUGCACUCCUUGAGAAAGCUUUGCAAUUCCUCGCAGCUUCGAAUACCCAUAGCGGUAGUGAUCAAUCCUUGAGAGCUUGUUAUAGCAGCCUCCGACGACACUGCAUAGAUCAUUUUCACACUUGUCUGAAAGUACGACCAGUGAAUAUCCAAAAACACAACUAUAAGUGCGCGAGGCUCUUCGAGUUGUCCGUGGACUCCGCCUUGUUCGAGUCAUGGAACUUCACCAGAGCCGUCGAGGAUGUCCGGGACGUGCUCUCAACCAUUGCUAGCAGGGUUGAUACUGAUUUCCAGUUGAAUGAAAUAGCACUUUGGUGUUCUGAGAAAACGGACGGGUUCCCAGCUUGUCUCGUAUAUCAUCACUUGGUAGAGUACGCUCUGAAUCGUGGUCUACACUUGCAUGGCGCUAGGCUUCUCGAGGUGCCCUCGGUGUUAAAGUUUUUGCGCCCUCGAAGCACAUUGUAUACUGAAAGAAGACCAGAGAUUGCUUCGGCCGAGGACGAAGAAUCAAUGCUGUGGUGUAUGUGGUGUGGUAGCUUGGAUUUCCAACGCUUCAUUCCUGAAGUGGUACAACCGGGUACCAAUGCCACCUAUGUCGCAGGCCGAAACGAUCUUUCUAGAAGGUGUGAUGAUGCUGAAGUGCAAUUCAAUUACAACAGCGGAUGGCAUACCCGGGGGUUUGGUCUCAGCGUCGCACACCCUGACAUAGACUCCGUCACCAGUGAUGUUAAAUCGAUUGAAGCAGUAACUCUUCAGCGAGAUAUAUGGAUUCAAAAGUACCGGCUUCUGCUUCGAUAUACUUCACCCAAUCUGCAGCCACUGGAAAUAGUCUUCAUCUUCUCUGAUAUCGAGACAGCGGAGAUGUGGCUUUCCACUAUGGAACUGUUUCAGGGUAUUUUGCGUGCACGUGAGAAGUGUCUUCUGAGAGCACCUAUCGAUGCCCACUAUUCUCCUACACUUUCAGUGGUAGAUCCAGAAGAAGUGAAGACAGUGACGACGACGUAUAAACUAUUUAGUUGA
Molecule: messenger RNA, 1518 nt
Organism: Mollisia scopiformis
Lineage: Eukaryota; Fungi; Ascomycota; Leotiomycetes; Helotiales; Mollisiaceae
Exons: 2
Coding region: 1-1518 (505 amino acids)
Source: RefSeq, a predicted model, not a curated record